ACAAAAAAAUCCAUGAAUUCAAAUAGUUGAGGCGCGGUAGUUUAACUUGUGGUUCACUGCGUACGCGCACGUACCAAGUUAAUUUCUAAUAACAUGACGGCAGUUAUUGGACAUAAUAUAAAUAAUAUUUGUGCGUAGUAAUAAAUUAUAAAUUCAGUAUAAAAUUUGCAAGGCAUACAUCAAAAGGUUGGUAAUUAAAGGAGAUAUGGCUUCUCGGGCCAUUCGCGCCCUCACCCUUUUGUCCUUACUGGUAGUAACGAUAAAUGCGCUAACAUUAAAUGAAGAUGCAACGAACGACGCCAUAGCUGCAGCAUCAGCAGGCGAAGAUAGAGAAGUGGCAAUUCUCCUUCAAGGACCUCACGAUAGGACAGCGAGAAGAGAGGAACUGUUGCACGGCAAGACUACAGAAGAGAGCGCUUUCUCACUUUUCUAUAACAGCAAGAGUAAUAAAGUAUCUCUGGAAAGUCUGCACAGAGGUCACCUCAAGUCAGUAUCGUGGGGCUUAGGAUCACAUCCAAGGGAUACCCUACUUCUUAUUGUGACUCACGAGAAGGUCAAACUGUACGUAGGAUGUCAACCUUUACAUUGGCACCCAAUGUCCGGUAGAAACGAUAUUUUGAGUUUGCUGGCGAAUAAAAAAUUUAAAUUGUACCACGAGGAAAAUGCUCCUGUAGAUAUACAUGGGAGUGAGAAAGCGGCUCUUUCCUCCCUUAACUGUGACCAAGUCAGUCCUCCUACUCUUGUAACAGUAGACUCAGAUGUAGAAGAAGUCAAAGACUUUAUUGCCAGAGAAGAGAGACUUAAAAGGGAAGAAAUGCAAGGAGAUGAUUAUAGAACGAAUUAUAUAGAUCCAAAUAUUUUGCCGACGGCUCAGCCCACAGUUCCACCAAGAGGAGACAUACCUAAUAUGGAUAUUGAGUCAUGUGAUGAUGAAGUGAUCCGUCAACUGAAGUUAUUAAGGGAGACGAUUGAGUUACUGCGACGAGAACUAGGAGACCAGAAGGUGACGAUGGACAAUCUCCGAAACCAAAUAAGGAUUUGCUGCAGUCGGUCCUCGCCUCCUACCCAGAGAUGUUCUGGCUCUUCAUGUUACCCUGGUGUUCAAUGUCGGAAUACUGCAAACGGAGUCGAAUGUGGUUCGUGUCCCUCAGGCAUGGAAGGAGAUGGCAGGAGAUGUAGGCCGCUAACCUGUGAUAGACGACCAUGCUCACAAACGGAGUUCUGCGUCGAUUCGGAAAAAGGCUUCCGUUGUGAGCGGUGUCCAGGAAGACAAACAAGUGAUGGACAGACCUGCCGGACCCCUUGUAGUUCCAACCCUUGCUUCGGAGGGCGUGUCCAGUGCCAAGAUAUACCUGAUGGAGGAUACCGAUGUGGAUCCUGUCCUGCAGGAUUCACAGGAAAUGGGGAACAGUGUGUCAUGAUCACUUGUAGACAGAUAUCGUGUUUCCAAGGUGUGGAAUGCCAAGAGACAGCGUCUGGUCCCAGAUGUGGUUCCUGUCCUGGUGGUUAUAUGGGUGAUGGUCAAAGGUGCCAACACGUCUGUGACUCAAGGAACCCUUGUGGGGAACGACGAUGUAUACCAACGCCUUCUACGCCAUUUUAUGAAUGUGAAGGGUGCCCAAAGGGGUAUGAAUGGAAUGGGGACAGGUGCCAACAUAUAUGUGAUACUAGGCGACCUUGUGGUGAAAGGCGCUGUAUUCCCACAUCUUCUAACGCUUUCUAUGAAUGCGAGGGUUGUCCUCAGGGAUAUGAAUGGAAUGGCGACAGUCAAAGAUGUCAAAGCAUUUGCGACUUCAGGCGUCCGUGCGGAGAAAGGAGAUGUACUCCUAAGACGUCGAAUCCUUUCUACGAGUGUGAGGGAUGUCCGCUGGGAUAUGAGUGGAAUGGUUAUGCUUGCAUAGACAUGGAUGAGUGUGAUCUCAUUCGACCAUGUGACGAGAUGGUCUCAUGCAGCAAUGUCGACGGCGGCUUCAUUUGUGGAUCCUGUCCUCCAGGGUUCGAAGGUAGUUCUGGAUGGAGAGGAUCUGGAGAUGAUAGGAGGAGGGAGCAUUGUGUGGAUAUUGAUGAGUGUGCUGAUGGAAGGGAGCCGUGUCCGAAAGGGCGCCUUUGUGUUAAUACUCUGGGUUCAUUUACGUGUGUGCCAUGCGGCGGUCACUUCUACGUGAACACCUCGCGACCGUGCAUCGACGUUGGAGAUUUGGUACAACGCUGUGACCCGGCUAGGUGUCGUCGGUUCAACGCAGUCUGUGGAUAUGGGCAGACCUGUGUUUGUGCGACUGGCUGGGCCGGCAACGGAACAGUAUGUGGCCCCGAUCGUGAUAUAGACGGAUAUCCGGAUCACCAGUUGCCCUGCAAUGAAAUACACUGCAAGGCUGACAAUUGCCCGGAUGUUUCCAACUCCGGACAAGAAGAUGCGGAUAAAGAUGGGCUUGGAGACUCGUGUGACCCGGAUGCUGAUGGUGAUGGAAUACCUAACAUUCCGGAUAACUGUCCUUUAACACCCAAUCCGGAUCAACAAGACCGUGAUGACGAUCGCAGCGACAAGAGAGGAGAUGCGUGUGAUAACUGUCCACGAAGAUUUAACCCGGGACAGGAAGAUGCAGACAGGGAUGGGUUGGGAGAUGUGUGUGACCCUGAUAUGGACAAUGAUGGAAUUUUGAAUGAAAAUGACAACUGCCCCAGAGUGUACAACCCACAGCAAGAAGACAUGGAUGGUGACUAUAUCGGAGAUCUUUGCGACAAUUGUCCAAGAGUGAGGAAUCCUCAACAAGACGAUGUUGAUAAAGACAAUGUCGGAGACGCGUGUGAUAGCGAUGUUGAUAGAGAUCAGGAUGGUAUCCAAGAUGGCCUGGACAAUUGUCCAAACCUGGCCAACAGUGAUCAACAGGAUGUCGACAAUGAUGGCAAGGGUGACGCAUGUGACGAUGAUAUUGAUGGAGAUGGAAUUCCUAACCUGGAAGACAAUUGUCCUUUAGUGCACAAUCCGGACCAACUCGAUAGUAACGGAGAUGGAAUUGGAAAUGCCUGCGACAAUGAUAACGAUGGUGACAAAGUUACAAAUGACUUAGAUAAUUGCCCAAACAAUUCCAAAAUAUUCCGCACUGAUUUUCGGAACUACAUGACGGUCCGCUUGGACCCUGAGGGCACGUCACAGCAGGACCCUAACUGGGAGAUAGCUAAUGAAGGCGCUGAAAUUAUUCAGACACUCAAUUCGGACCCUGGUUUAGCUGUUGGCUUCGAGAACUUCGGCGGUGUUGAUUUCGAAGGGACGUUAUUCGUUGAUUCACAGAUUGAUGACGAUUACGUUGGAUUUAUAUUUGGAUAUCAAAACAACAAACGCUUCUACGUUGUAAUGUGGAAGAAGUACACGCAGACCUAUUGGCAGACGACGCCCUUCCGAGCGGUCGCCGAACCGGGAAUACAAUUGAAGCUCGUCAAUUCAAAGACGGGACCCGGAAAAACUUUGAGGAAUGCUCUCUGGAAUACGGAAUCUACUUCGGAUCAAGUAACUCUCCUCUGGAAAGACCCGCGCAAUGUCGGUUGGCGUGAAAAGACAGCGUACAGAUGGCGAUUGCUUCACAGACCGAAAAUAGGUCUCAUACGUCUAAAAAUAUACGAAAAUAAUCGUCUCGUUGCUGAUUCUGGAAAUGUUUACGACUUUACUCUCAAAGGAGGAAGAUUGGGGGUGUUCUGUUUCUCGCAGGAGAUGAUCAUCUGGUCCAAUCUGGUUUAUAGGUGCAAUGAUAAAAUACCGUCGAAUAUAGUGUCCGAGCUACCUACGAGACUACUGAAGAAACUGGAAGUAGAUCAUGAUUUUAUUUACACGUAAUCACUGAAAUCAAGUUUUGGUACAUUUAUAAAAGUUAGUGAAAGUUAAAAAAAUAUUGUUAAGUUUAAGUCCAGAACUAAUCAACGCAUACGCUUUUAAGAUUGCAUUUUAAUGUAUAGUAUUAGCAUUAAACAAACAGAAAUAACUUACUGUAAACAGUUUCGCACUUAUUUGAAAAUUUUGAGGUGCUUUUUUAAUAUGUAUAAUAAAACAAAAAUAACGCUUUUAAGGCAGCUUUUUACCCUAAACAUUCAUUGAUAUUAUAAAUACUCGCGCCACAAAAGAUGAGAUUCGAUGCGCGAUGAAUUGCAUCAACGUUUCAGCUUGUUGACGUCCACUGUUGGACUUCUCUAAAUUUCCAGUACAACCUCAUGGCAGGCCGUCCAACGCUUCGCCGUCUGUUCUUCGGCCAGACGUUUUAGCCCCAUCGGCCAUCUGUUAUAUCCAUUAUAUUCCAUGUUUCAUUAAGCAUUUAACACUUUAGCAAAAUAGGAUUCAAAAACAUAAGGAAACUCCUUUGAAGAAAGAAUACUUGUAAAUAUUUUUGAAUAUUUGCAUUUUGUGGGUUUUGCAGUACCUUUGUACAUGGUAAAGUGUCAUAGUUCAGCGGGGUUCUUCGUGGCGCGUUUAUCGUUGAUGUAAAUAAAUUCCUUAUAUUGUGUAAUUUGUGACAGUUGAGCCUGUUUUUAACCUUACGUGUUAAUUAAACGAUAUUAAUA
Pieris brassicae (large cabbage white) is the source of this 4548-nucleotide messenger RNA. RefSeq names its product cartilage oligomeric matrix protein (gene Tsp). Gene Ontology annotation, biological process: cell adhesion. The record is from RefSeq and is a predicted model, not a curated record. Gene Ontology annotation, cellular component: extracellular region. NCBI's taxonomy places the organism in Eukaryota, Metazoa, Arthropoda, Insecta, Lepidoptera, Pieridae. Bases 206 to 3829 code for a protein of 1207 amino acids. Gene Ontology annotation, molecular function: calcium ion binding. The transcript is spliced from 23 exons.